Kluyveromyces lactis is the source of this 813-nucleotide messenger RNA. It is a transcript of the gene CWC23, whose product is annotated as U2-type spliceosomal complex subunit CWC23. The record is from RefSeq and is a predicted model, not a curated record. The coding region runs from base 1 to 813 and encodes 270 amino acids. Lineage: Eukaryota; Fungi; Ascomycota; Saccharomycetes; Saccharomycetales; Saccharomycetaceae. The transcript has a single exon.
AUGGAUUUAGCCCAUGUCAAAGAUAACCAUGUUGACCUCUAUCGAAUACUACAUAUUCAUGUAAAUGAUAAUGAACAUUUGAACUCAGUAACUCCUACUCUAAUCAACAAACAGUUCAGGAAAUUAUCGCUAACGUUACAUCCUGAUAAAUCCAAUGAAUCAGACUUAAACAUCACACGAGACAGAUGGGAUAAUUUACAAUCGGCAUACCGUAUCCUCUCUGAGCAUAAGAAAGAAUAUGAUAUCUGGUACCAGCGGACAUUUCUACAUAGCAAUAGGGAGCUACUGGAAAAACUAGAGAUUUCAGAGAAGGCCAAGAAAGAGAAGUUGAUAAGUUAUGAUGAGAUUGAAAAGAUUCAGCGGUAUGGCCAAACUCUAAGAAAGCUAGUACAUUUUGAAAUACCGAUAUCAGACUGGCGGAAUCCCAGUUUUACAGAAAAUACCGAUGAUCUGAAUAAACUGACAGAAACUUGUCUCUUUAGAAUCAAAUUAGUGAAAAGGAAGGAAUAUAAUAAUGAACAGAAACUGAACGAAUGGUUCAGGAAGAUCGAUAUUCCUAUUACAGUACAAUACUACUCUGAGAAUAAUGAUCAGCGAGAGGACGAUCUCGUGGUUUACGCUAGUGCAAGAAAUGUUCAAACUACAAUUGAAAUUCUCCGGACCAUAGAAAACGAGAAAGAAUUACAUCCAGAUAUAUUGGAAUUCACUCCAGCAGUGGAAUUCGAGCAUUUCUCUUUCAAAGAAAAGGUUGAACUAGACCCUAGCUUAGGUAGUAUUAUAUAUAAUUCAUCCGAUAACCCUAUCAUCAUGUAG